AGCUGAUCGAUGGGGUCCGGACAUCCUUGCUCCGCCGUGGAGACGCUUCUCUUCUUCUUCUUCUUCCUCCUCCUCCUCCUCCUGCCGCCGCAGUUCCUGCUGCUUACCGCGACUCCCCAAGAUGUGGAUGAAUGUGCACAAGGAAUUGAUGAUUGCCACCCAGAUGCAAUUUGUCAGAAUACUUUGAAAUUGUAUAAGUGCACAUGUAAGCCAGGAUACAGUGGAGAAGGAAAAACAUGUGAAGAUAUUGAUGAAUGUGAUAAUGAAUUCAAUGGAGGUUGUGUCCAUGAAUGUUUCAACAUUCCAGGCAAUUAUCGCUGUAUAUGCUACGAUGGCUUCAUGUUGGCUCAGGAUGGUCAUAACUGUCUUGAUAUGGAUGAAUGCUUGGUCAAUAACGGAGGCUGUCAACAUGCUUGUAUCAACACAGUGGGUAGCUAUGAAUGUCGUUGCAAUGAAGGAUUCUUUCUCAGUGAUAAUCAGCACACCUGCAUUCAUCGUUCAGAAGAAGGUGUGAGCUGCAUGAAUAAGGAUCAUGGUUGUGCCCAUAUCUGCAAAGAAGCGCCAAAAGGAGGAGUGGACUGCGAAUGCAGACCUGGAUUUGAACUGGCCAGGAACCAAAGAGACUGCAUUUUGACGUGCAAUCAUGGAAAUGGAGGCUGCCAGCACAGUUGUGAAGAUGCAGAAGACGGGCCUGUCUGUGGAUGUCAUCCAGAGUACACAGUGCAUACCAAUGGAAAAACUUGUAUUGAAAGAGUAGAAGCAACUACAGAAAUCUCUGAGAACAAUGUUACGGCAGGAGCUGAUGCAGACAAGCGAGUGAAGCGGCGACUGCUUAUGGAAACUUGUGCAGUAAAUAAUGGUGGCUGUGAUCGUACUUGUAAAGACACUUCAACAGGCGUCCACUGCAGUUGUCCUAUUGGCUUUACUCUUCAGAUUGAUGGGAAGACAUGUAAAGACAUUGAUGAAUGCCAGGCCAGUAAUGGGGGAUGCGAUCAUUUUUGUAGAAACACAAUUGGUAGUUUUGAUUGCAGCUGCAAAAAAGGUUUUAAAUUAUUAACUGAUGAAAAAUUGUGUCAAGACAUUGAUGAAUGUUCUUUUGAAAGGACAUGUGACCAUUUGUGCAUCAAUCAUCCAGGCACUUUUGAAUGUAUUUGCAAUGAAGGAUACAUUCUUUUUGGCUUCACACAUUGUGGCGAUAUCAAUGAAUGUAGCAUGAACAAUGGAGGCUGCCAGCAUAUCUGCAUAAAUACACUGGGUAGUUAUCAGUGCCACUGUAAUGCCGGGUAUAAAUUACACUGGAACAAAAAGGACUGUGUGGAAAGGCCCUUGUCUGAUGUCCUUUCCCCCAAAAUAUCUCUGCGCUGCAUUAAGACUAGUGGAAAUGAUAGAUGCUUUUUAAUCUGCCCCUCAGAUGUCCAUUUUACUUCUGGCCUGGAAGAUUCCUAUACUAUAAAAUGUGGCAACCCUUUAUCACUUAAGAAAAAAAUUCAAAAUCCAAAUGAAUCACCUACUUUAGAUCUCUCUAUCAUCAGGACAACUGUAACUUUUAAAUUUAAUCAAGGAAAAUGUAACUUGAAAAAGAGUAAGAUGUUUCAGGAUGCUCUUCACCAUGUAAUAUCAGAGAAACAUAAUUCAGUAAUGGAGAACUUCUACUAUGUAAACCUAACAUGCAGUUCUGGCAAGAAAAUUGUUGGAGACCUCGGCAGUAUGAAGGCAGCUAGAGAAAUGUUUAUAUCUGCAGACUUUGAGCUUGAAACAGACCAAAAGGAGGUGGCAGAUACAUGUAAUUUGAACUGUGCACGUAAAAGGACUGAGAAAAGGCUACGUAAAGCUAUCAGAACUUUGCGGAAAGUCAUCAACAAAGAGCAGUUCCAUAUUCGCCUCUCUGGUAUAGAUCAUGGAGUGGCCCGAAAGCCUCCCAGAGCAGUAGAUACCCAGGAUCCCUGCAGCCUAGGUCAAAAGUACAUGGAUAACAAAUGUGCUAGCUGCAGUGUUGGAACAUAUUUUGAUGGGGAACAAGAAAAAUGUAUUUUAUGUCCUAAUGGAACUUAUCAAGACAAUGAAGGUCAAAUUGUCUGUGAACCUUGUCCAAAUCUUCAACGUUCUGGGGACUCAAAAGCAAUUGGUGCUCGCAGUAUAUCUGAAUGUGGAGGACAGUGUUCCCCAGGUGAAUAUUCAGCCGAUGGACUUAAGCCCUGCCUUUCAUGCCCUUCUGGGUCAUACCAGCCUGAACCAGGUCGAACAUCUUGUUUUACAUGUGGAGGAGGUCUGAUGACAAAAAUUACCAGUGCAACCAUGUUUCAAGAUUGUGAGACUAAAGUGCAGUGCUCACCUGGACACUUUUAUAAUACAACUACGCAUCGUUGUAUCCGCUGCCCAAAUGGAACAUAUCAACCUGAGUUUGGACAAAAGUACUGUAUUUCUUGUCCUGGAAACACAACGACUGAUUAUGAUGGAUCCACAAACAUAUUGCAUUGCAAAGAUAGAUAUUGUGGGGGUGAGCUUGGAGAGUUUACUGGAUACAUUGAGUCCCCAAACUAUCCUGGAAAUUAUCCUGCAAAUACUGAGUGUACUUGGACUAUAAAUCCACCUCCUAAGCGCCGCAUUUUGAUUGUGGUUCCAGAAAUAUUUUUACCAAUAGAAGAUGAAUGUGGAGACUACUUGGUGAUGAGAAAAAGUUCUUCCUCCAAUUCUGUGACCACGUAUGAAACCUGCCAAACCUAUGAACGCCCUAUAGCUUUCACUUCCAGGUCCAAAAAGCUGUGGAUCCAGUUCAAAUCAAAUGAAGGAAAUAGUGCGAAAGGAUUCCAAGUCCCUUAUGUAACCUAUGAUGAGGAUUAUCAAGAGCUAAUAGAAGAUAUAGUCAGAGAUGGUAGACUUUAUGCAUCAGAAAAUCACCAAGAGAUCCUUAAGGAUAAGAAGCUGAUAAAGGCGUUGUUUGAUGUCUUGGCCCACCCACAGAAUUACUUUAAAUAUACAGCACAGGAAUCUAGGGAAAUGUUUCCAAGAUCCUUCAUUCGACUGCUGCGUUCUAAGGUCUCCAGAUUUUUGAGACCUUACAAAUAAUGUAUGUUACAUUUUUAAAAAACUUUUAACUGUACAGGCUUGUUUUAUAUUCUUUUUAUAGGGCAGUCUGGAGGAAACUGAUGUGCCAAUUGUAUACAACAUGUAUAUUUUAAAUUAAAAAUAUAAUUAUUUCAUUCCAUUGGGUUUUUUUUUCUUUUUUCUCAUUAUCUACUGGUGACUGUCUAUUUUAGAAAAGUUGCCCAAUUGUCUCGGAAGGGAUGCAAGGGUGACUCAUCAUGAUUAACAUGGAUAUUCUUGAAAAGCAACUUUUGAAAUUUCAUGAUGGCAGCAGUUUAAAAGAGUGGAUCCAUCAUUUUGGAAAUGUCCAAUGAAUUCACUUUGGAAUUUCAGAGAUGAAGGAGAAGACACAAGCUUAAAUGGUGCUGUGAUAUGAGAAAGGAAUGGUUUUCAAAGUAUGAUUUCAAAAUAAACCAAAGAACAAUAUGAGUCUUCUGCUUUUUCAUUAAAAAAGAAAUAGUACAGUAGACUUUCAAGUGGAUUUUAAAGUGAAAACGACAGUAAUUUUUUUGUAUAGAAUCCUUUAUUUCUCAAGAUUCUGGUGGCCAAUUCAACAUUUAUCAUUUAUUUGAGUUAUCCUGGAGGAAAAGUGAAUAUUUAUGUUCUCAGAUAUUCCAAUGUAAAGUGAAUAAAAACUAUGUGUCAGGGAUGGGGAAAAUUAUAAUUCUCUUACUCAUGUA
Pseudonaja textilis is the source of this 3764-nucleotide messenger RNA. It is a transcript of the gene SCUBE2, whose product is annotated as signal peptide, CUB domain and EGF like domain containing 2. Lineage: Eukaryota; Metazoa; Chordata; Lepidosauria; Squamata; Elapidae. Gene Ontology annotation, biological process: signal transduction. Gene Ontology annotation, cellular component: cell surface. The record is from RefSeq and is a predicted model, not a curated record. Gene Ontology annotation, molecular function: calcium ion binding.